Molecule: messenger RNA, 702 nt
Organism: Penicillium macrosclerotiorum
Lineage: Eukaryota; Fungi; Ascomycota; Eurotiomycetes; Eurotiales; Aspergillaceae
Exons: 1
Coding region: 1-702 (233 amino acids)
Biological process (GO): transmembrane transport; metal ion transport
Cellular component (GO): membrane
Molecular function (GO): metal ion transmembrane transporter activity
Source: RefSeq, a predicted model, not a curated record
AUGUUUGACGAUGUCAUUUUCUACUGGUUACAAGCCGAAGAACGACAAGUAAAUGCUGCGCUUGACAAGUGUGUCAAUACAACAUUGUUCGUACAGCAGAUAGUCGCAACUCACUGGUAUGAAUUUCUUGAUUUGCAAUUCAAAACCCUUUCAACUCUGGACUUGACUUCGAAAGAGAAGCGCGCUACCCCACCUGGAAAAGCCAUUAGCAAGGCAGACUGGCGAGAAGAGCUGAGCUAUUAUAAUGAAAAAUUAUCCAUUCUAGGUCUUCUUCAAAGACGUCUGAUGUGGUAUAAGCAAGAAAUGAGCCUGAAUCUGGAGCGCUUGGGAUUUCCGGGCGGUACAAUCAAUGAUACAAGUUUUGAGAUACCAUCGAGCCUUCGAAUUGCUGCGAGAGACUUCCAGGCUAUUUUAUACGAACUAGAUCGGCGCGAAACGAGGGUCGACAAUCUUGUCGGCAUUGUGACUGAUUCAAUUAACCUCAGUAGUGCCUUGCGCAGUUUGCACGACGCGCGUUUUGGGCUACAGCUUUCUAUUGCAGCUGCGGUUUUUUUCCCUGUCACACUUGUCGCCGCCAUUUUCUCAAUGGGCGAUGAAUACUCGCCUGGUGCAAAGAAAUUCUGGAUGCCAUGGGCAGUUGCGGUUCCUCUAGUGGCAAUAUUGGUUCUCAUGAUCUGGCACGCCAACCAUUUGCGCAUGUAA